AUGAAUACACUGCCAGUCGAGGUCCGCUAUUCCCAGCUGUUGUGGAACUGCCCUCUAUCUGAGCCCUCCGCAAAGCGUCUCUUGGACAAACUCCAACUCAGUACCGAAACAGCCAUAGUCGACAUCGGAUGCGGCUGGGGCGAACUGCUCCUUCGCGUGGCACAGCAGUCCGGCGCGCCGGCCUUUGGCAUCGACACCGACGACGCCCUGCUGGCGCGCGGCCGCGCCAGCGCCUCAGCCGCGCAUGUGCCGGUCCAAUUCGCCAACAUGCGCGCCGACGAUUUUGUCUCUCGACGCCCGCGCGCCAUCUGCAUUGGGUCGUCACAUGCAUUUGGCGGCACUCGGCAGAUGCUUGAGGGUCUGGCCAAAGUUGUACCGCAGGGUCGGGUUCUCAUCGGAGACAUGUGCUGGGAGACGAGCCCUUCGAAGGAAUGUCUCGACAUGUUUGAAGACGAGGUAAUGCCGUUGAGUAGCAUCGUUGCGCUGUGUCGGGAGACGGGGUGGAAGGUCAUGUACGUAGAGACGGCAACGCAGCAGGACUGGGACGCGUUUGAGUGCGGACAUCGUGCCGGAACAAGAGAGUGGCUAGUGGAGAAUGCCAGUGAUGCAAGAGCUGCGGAUGUGGAAGAAGAGUUGACGAAAAAGGAAGAUGGCUAUUUUAGGGUGUACCGCGGACAUUUGGGGUUUGUGUUUGCGGUUCUUGCACGAUAG
Akanthomyces muscarius is the source of this 711-nucleotide messenger RNA. RefSeq lists its product as uncharacterized. The transcript has a single exon. The record is from RefSeq and is a predicted model, not a curated record. Lineage: Eukaryota; Fungi; Ascomycota; Sordariomycetes; Hypocreales; Cordycipitaceae. The coding region runs from base 1 to 711 and encodes 236 amino acids.